Molecule: messenger RNA, 1772 nt
Organism: Prorocentrum cordatum
Lineage: Eukaryota; Dinophyceae; Prorocentrales; Prorocentraceae
Source: the annotation of a GenBank genome assembly
CGAUGCGCGAAGUUAGGUGGCCUAGAAUACGGCCAGGCCAAUCAACUGACUUUCCCACCUCUCUCCCAAGCCGCAUAUUUGGGCUCAAGUCACAAGGUGCCGCUUCGUCGAUCAUUGUGGCUGCCAGCCAGUCGCACUGGUUGUUUCUGGAGAUGGGGCUCUCUUCGAUCCAACAGGUCGUGGAGGACUACGUCUCAAGCGUCGCGCCCAGUUCGUCGUCCUUUUGUUUUUUGACCCUGGUGCCGUGGAGCUCGCAGGGUCAGCCAGCCAACGUGCUGGCCCCCGAAGCAGGCCAUGGAGAGAUGAGCCAGGGCAGCAUCAACCAGAUCUUCGAGCAGCACGAGGCUGUGGUGAUCCCAUCCGUGUACAAGACAAGGGCGGAGAAGAGGGGCUUGACGCGUCUCUUGGACUAUUUGAGGGCCGCGCACCCUGACGCGUUCGUUUUCUUGGUGCAGCUGCCAGAUCGGUUGGGUGCCGGGCUGACCAAUAGCUACCUCCAGACCUUGAUGGCGAGGCAGGAUGCGCUCUACAGCUUUGGGGCGAGCGGCGUGCUGAUGGAGCUGGAGGGUGACCCAGAGGGCUUGCAGCAGAAGGUACGUUUGGAGCUUGCAGAGAACGCCGCGAUCCAGCUGCGUGUGCAGUGCUACGAGAGCACCGUGACAGCGGGAGUACUUUCCUCCAGCGAGCUCCAGACCAUCGAGGACGAACACGACAGUCUUCUCUGGGAGACCAUCCCGACGUUGCUAAUGCCCGGUUUUCCUGAUCUAGACAAGCGCUUGCUGGAACUUGGGGACAGGGUCGGGGAGUUCUUGUUGGUGCAGCAGUACGCAAAUCAUCAUCACGUCUUGUUGGCGGUUAACGGGCAGCACGAGAAUGUCGUGAUCAAGACUCGCAAUAAGCGGAGCGUCACCGCUGCCGAGGAGGUGGAGAGCGUCUACCAGGAGUUCAACCUCCUGACACACACCCUCGACCACCCACACAUCAUCCGCUGCGUAAGCAUGCUGCACAGCCAGUCCUGUGUGCACCUGGUGCUCCAAUAUGGCGGCGACUUCUGCAUGGAGCAGGUGCUGUCGAUUCAACCAGGCCGCCAUUUGUUCAGGGACGACGCCGUGGACUGCACCAUCCAGAUCGCGAGUGCUCUGUCCCACUGCCACGCCAAUGAUGUUACCCACGGGCAGGUGUCGCUGAGGCAUGUGUCGGUAGAGAUGGGGAGGAAUCGGCUCGUUUGCCGCCUGGUGGACUUCAGCAUGGCAGCCCACGUUCCAGACUUCAGCACGCGGGAGACCAUGUGCGGUUCCCUCCCGUGCGUCGCUCCAGAGACAGCGCUGGGGGAGCCGUACUGGCCCAAGCCGGCAGAUUGUUGGAGCCUAGGGGUGGUGCUCUUGGAGACCGCUUGCGGGCAAGGCUCGCUCGAGCUCUCGGUGCCAUGGCGCGGUGCGCACCUCGUGCAGGCCAUGCGGGAGAUACUCGAGUUCUUCGCCCAAGCCGGCUCCCAUGCCCAGGCGAUGGCGAUAAUGGACGGCGUGCACGACGGAGCGACGUUGGCGUGCCUGGAGGAGCUGCUGAGGCCCGAACCCCUCCGCAGGGCGAGCGCCUCCGACGCGGCAGACGUGCUGUCAGCCAGGCGCGUGAAGGCCGCUCGUUGAUGGGUGGUGCUCGGGGAACACAUGAUGACACAAACUGAUGGGCCUGUCUUCUACCACCACCACCAUAUGUUGGAGGGUGAGGGGGUCCUCCUCCUCCUCCUCCUUCUCCUCCCCCCUUCAACUUAC